CUUUUGAGCAUUAUUUUAGCAAUUAACAACAUUAUAUAAGGAAAUAAUGAUAAGAAAAAUGAUUUGCACCAUAUGACAAGGUCUUCAUGAACAGGUUCAUGCCCACUGAAGCGCAGCGAGGUGAUCUCCAGAGUGCCAAAACAGCGCAAAGACAUCAGAUUCCCUCCUCUUCACCCCCCUCCACACAAACCACCACCUCCUUGUUCCCAAUGGAUGGCACCGCUGACGCCUUCCACAGCCAGAGCUGUGGGCCAUGUGACUGUGAUAACCACACCUCCUACGCCGUGGUUGUAAAGCCCCAGGAUGUAUAAAUGAGGGUGCAAAGGGAGAAGAGGAACCAGAGGCUGACCAGACCAGAUGAAGAUGGAAAUGGCCGGGGUUAACUGGGUGCUCGCAGCCGCAGGGUUUCUUCUGUGGAUCAGUGGAGGCUCGGCUGCACCCAUGGAGUGCCACUUCAACUCCAGAGGACUGUGUGUGUUUGAGGGAAGACACUACUCACUGGGUGAAACCUGGAUGGACAACGCUUGUAUGCAGUGCACCUGUCUGCACCCUGUUGGUGUCGGUUGCUGCGAGACGGUGCAUCGGCCGGUGGAUUUCCCUGCGUGGUGUGAGGUGCGGGUGGAGCCAGUGACCUGUAAAGUGUUUCUGGUGCAGACAGCCGAUCCCCGCCUGCCCUGCUCCCCAGGUGAGGACUUCAAGGACCCCAGCCAUGGAUCACUUAAGCUGCAGCAGCAGCUCGAGGGAUAGAAAGCCAUUCAAACCAAUGAUAAUCUGUUUGCGUGUGAAACCAAUACUCACUACGAUUAAAUAGCAGCAACUACUUUUGACAUAUACAUAAUGUAGAAAUAUAAAACACUAAUAGCAUGUGUACGUUUUGGCGUUGUAGAAUCAGUGAAGGAAACGUGAGCGACAUUUGUCUGUGAAAGUGCAUUUAAGUAAAACUGCAGUAUUUUCCAGCAGAGAAUUUUGUAAAACUGUGCACCAAAUGAUGCAGCACACAUACAAAUUUGGGAACUUUAGGCAUCAAUCUUUGGAUAAAAGUUCUUCUUCAGUAUGUUUGAUAUCAGUUAUUAUAGUAAGCAGUUUGUUUGCCUAUGGCGGCCCUAUGCUUCAAACUAACCAGAAGCUGUGCAACUUUAUUUUGAUACAAACUGUGUGGGAAAUUUUUCAUGCCAAAGAUUGCCUGUUUUUGGGGACUUUUACAUCAAGCCAAAUGCCGUAUCUUUAAUUAACCCAAUAAUGACUUGUUGUAAAUAUAAGCAUUUACGUAUACACACAUUCACUAAUAUAUGCAACAAAUUCAAUUUGACCUGUUUUCUGCUGUAACUCAUUUA
Molecule: messenger RNA, 1334 nt
Organism: Toxotes jaculatrix (banded archerfish)
Lineage: Eukaryota; Metazoa; Chordata; Actinopteri; Toxotidae
Gene: msmp1
Product: microseminoprotein, prostate associated 1
Exons: 4
Coding region: 358-747 (129 amino acids)
Source: RefSeq, a predicted model, not a curated record